GUGGCAUCAUGCACAAUGCAUUUCUAGGACGUAGAAGCGCCAUGGCGUUCAACUGACCACUACUAGUCUAUAGCACGGUUGCCCAAACCCAGAGGAAGCAAAAAUGGGUGGGAGGAAAGUAGUCGCACGAAUGUCAGUUGUUGCAGUAUGUCUCGGCGUGCUGCUCUCGUGCUGCCUGGAUGUGGUCUGUGCUCAGGCCAAUGAGAAUGCCACGCAGUUACCAUCAGCACAAUUGGCGCCCGAUACCUCUGGGGGGGAGGUGGUGGGGGGCCAUGUAGACGACGAUGGACAAGGUGAGGUGGCACUUGGGUCGGUGGACGAUGCGGCCAUGCUCCAGUGGGCAAUCGCGCACGCAGACCCCGAACGUAUGAGCGCUAUGGCGGCGGAGGUGCGGGGUUGGACCAGGGAACAGCUGGAAGCCAAGCGCGCCGACCUGCACCAGCUGCUGGAGACGGUCCAGCCGCCGUCUGACUUCCAAGUCAUGGAGGCGCUGCUGGAGGUGGCUAGCAACAGCAGCGAGACGGUAGCACGGCGCGCGGGCGCGCUGGAGGCGCUACAAGAAGUCGUGGAGGCGAUCGACAACGCGGCCGACCUGCACAAGGCGGACGGCAUCCGCACGCUGGCGAGCCUGCUCCGGGACGGUCACGCGGACGUGCGGCGCACAGCAGCCUGGGCCGUGGGGGCAGCUGCACAGAACAACGCGGAGGUACAACGCCAGUUCCUGAAUACGACGUGCCUGCCGACCCUUUUGGCGAUGGUCACCAGCUCGCACGCGGAAGAAGCGGCCAAGGCGCUGUAUGCCGUGAGCGCGCUAGUGCGCGACAACCCCGAGGGCCUCCGCACGUUCUACCAGAAGGGCGGGCCAACUCUGCUGGAAACGAUUGUCGCUGACGAGGAGGGGGAUCCCCGGCUGCAGAAGAAGGCCGUGGGGCUGCUAGGAGACUUGGCGACGUUCCAGGGGGGUCGGCAAGCUCCGGGGUACGGCCCCCUGGCGACGCCGAAAGUGAUGAGCGCCAUGCUGCGGUUUAUGGCCACCGGGGAUGUCGACAUGCGGGAGAAGGUGAUGCGCGCUGCGCACGCGAUGCUGGCAAACAACCCGGGGGGAUUGAAAGUGUUCGGAGAGAAGGCCGAGGAGCUCGAGAAGCUGCGCAGGAUCGAGGAGCGGUUAGCGGAGAUGAGUAAGGUGGGGGAGAGUGAAGAGAGCGGAGAAGGGGACCGGGAGUGGCAGGAAUAUGUAAACGAGAUGACGGAGGUGAUCAAGCAGGUGGGCGAAACCGUGAAAGACGAGGAGCCCCCGCCCAUGCUGGGGGCAGCGAAAGGUGGUCGGACUAAAGAUGAGCUGUAAUUGUGUAUGUUUGUGCCGCUUUUGUUUAUUCUGGCGUGAGAGAUUUGAUUGGACCCUCUUUGUACCUUCGAUCGUCCCCAUUCGUCAAUGCAAUUGGACCAGUUUGGCAUGGGUCUUCAAAAGUGGAUCAGGUGGGGGAUCGUCCAGGCUCAGUCCCGGGUCCGACUCAUUGAAGCUUUCAGUGCCCGCUGGCGCAGUGUAGCUCGGGGUGUUCGGUUGCAUGUUUAACGGCUUCAAGUGAUUGUUGCCAACCCAGUCGACUGGGCGCGUGACU
Messenger RNA from Klebsormidium nitens, 1619 nucleotides. NCBI's taxonomy places the organism in Eukaryota, Viridiplantae, Streptophyta, Klebsormidiophyceae, Klebsormidiales, Klebsormidiaceae. The record is from the annotation of a GenBank genome assembly.